This is a messenger RNA of Batrachochytrium dendrobatidis JAM81, 489 nucleotides long. RefSeq lists its product as uncharacterized. The record is from RefSeq and is a predicted model, not a curated record. The transcript has 2 exons. Gene Ontology annotation, cellular component: mitochondrial inner membrane. NCBI's taxonomy places the organism in Eukaryota, Fungi, Chytridiomycota, Chytridiomycetes, Rhizophydiales. The coding region runs from base 1 to 489 and encodes 162 amino acids. Gene Ontology annotation, biological process: mitochondrial electron transport, cytochrome c to oxygen.
AUGAGUCGUUUGCUGCUGCGUUUAUUGCCUACUGUCCGUCCUUUGGCUAUUGCUGCCCCAACCCGCUUUGUUGCUCCGAGAGCAACUGCUCCCAUGGCCUCGUUGCUCUCCAUUCGCAACUAUGCCAGCCAUGAGCUUGACCCUGCCAACAAAAGCGAGUAUGAUGCCUAUGUUCAACAAUGGAUGAAGCAUUUUACCAAUGUCGAGGAUGACUUUGAGCUUGAGCGUGGUCUCAACCAUAUUUUUGCUGCCGAUUGGGUCCCUUCUGUUGAGCUUGUUGCUCUGACCCUCAAGGCUGCCCGUCGCCUCGAUAGUUUCCCAACCGCAGUACGUAUUCUCGAGGGUCUCAAGGACAAGGCUUACAAGCCAGAGCAAUACCAGGCAUAUAUACGUGAACUCAAACCCCUUCUUGAGGAGCUUGGUAUUCCUGAAAAACAGGAUCUUGGAGAGUUUGAUAUCAUCAGAGAACGAAACCCCUGGACUGAAUAG